GAGGGUUGUGCACAGUAUCUUAGAUGUUGCACUCCAGAGACCUCAGAUGUUGUACCUGGAAUCUGCUGGAGCCACUCUCUAAGUUUGGGAGUCACAGUCCCGAGCGCCCCAAUUACCACUGGCACCACUGUUGCCUUUACUCCCCACAUCUUUUCUAGCUCCUCUUUCAGCCUCUGGUAUUUUCCGAGCUUCUGAUGUUCCUUCUCCCUGAUUUUGCUGUCACUUGGGAUUGCUACAUCUAUCACUACUGCCUUCUUCUGUUGUUUGUCCAUCAACACAAUGUCUGGUUGGUCAGCCAGCACCAGUAUGUCAGUGUGGAUCUGGAAGUCCCCUAGGAUCUUAGCUCAGUCAUUCUCAACCACCCUCGGAUGUGUCUUCCAUUGUGACCUUGGGACUUCCAGCCCAUAUUCAUUGCAGAUGUUCCUGUACACUAUGCCAGCCAUUUGGGUAUGGCGUUCCAUGUAUGCUGUUCCUGCCUGCAUCUUACACCCUGCUAUUAUGUGCUGAACUGUCUCAGGAUUAUCUUUGCACAGCCUGCACCUGGGGUCCUGUCUGGUUUGGUAGACCCCUGCUUCUAGUGAUCUUGCACAAAGUGCCUGUUCAUGUGCUGACAUGAUUAGUGCUUCUCUGCUGUCUCUCAGUCCAGCCUUUUCCAGCCACUGGUACGAUUUCUUGACGUUGGCCACCUCUUCAAUCUGUCUGUGGUACAUGCCGUGCAGGGACUUGUCCUUCCAUGAUGGUUCAUCCUCCUCAAAUGCAUUCUCAGGUUUCUGCUGCCUGAGGAUGGCAGAUUCAGGCUCAGGUGACCCCAGCGGUCAACGGGUGCCAACCCCUGGAGGGAGCGGUAUAGGACUGCUUAUGGGCCGCAGACCACCUGCCGCCAUCUCUACUGGUCGUCUCCCCUCAAUGCGAUCAAGAGACCUCACCCUGGGAGGAGUGAAGAAGAAAACCUUCACACCCAACAUUAUUGGUCGGAAAGCCAGAGAUGAGACAAAAGCUGAGGAUGGGCAGAGGAGGGACAGGAAGGAUGUAGGUCGAGGUCGCGGCCCGAGAGAUAGAGGCAGGGGCCGAGGUCGCCAAGAGACCAUCCAGUCCCACUCUAUCUUUGAGCAGGGGCCUGCAGAGAUGAUGAUGAAAAAGAGAGGUAGCUAUGAAAGUGAGAAAGAAGCUCCGAGUGUGGGACCUUCACCCAUCAUCAAUAUUAAAAAGGAGAAGAGAGAGACGGAGGAAGAGACCAAAGAGAUUCUUGCCAAGCUUGAGCGAGAUAAUUUCAUAGAUGAUCCCUUCCUGAGGAGUGAGCGGAGGAGCUGCCCCGUCCAGCUUCCCCUCGCUGUAUCAGGAUGGGGAUUCACAGAAGAAUUUUCUAACGCUGCUGUUAAAAUCGAGAAGAUGGACGAGGAAAGUGAACCCAUGGAAAACGCAGUUGAAGUGAAACAGGAGCCAGAGGAAACUGAAAUAAAGAAGUCAGAGGGAGCUUUCAGGCCCCCUCCUCUCCCUGAGCCUGAAGUGCUUCCUGACCUGCUGCAUAGAUGGAGCCUGAGCAAAGGGGAUGAGCUGUUCUUCAUGCAGAUGCCUGACACGCUGCCCGGCCAGCCUCCAACCAAAGAGCUCAGGCCCACGAAAACUGAGGUGCAGUCAGAGGACGGACAGUCCGUGCUCCUGAAAACAGAGUCGCAGGAGGAGGAAGCUGAAGACAACAUGUGCAAUCUGAAAGACCUGCGGGAGGGUCUCAUAGGAAAGAUGCUGGUGCGGAAGUCUGGCCGGGUCCAGCUCAUACUGGGACAUGUGACACUCGAUGUGUCUCUAGGAGCAUCAUGCUCUUUCCUUCAGGAGCUGGUCUCUAUUGGUGCAGAAGAAAGAACAGGUGACUUGAGUGUAUUAGGGAAUGUUAAACACAAAAUGGUUUGUUCCCCAGACUUCGAGGCUCUACUGGAGAGCAACGCUUGAUGCUCGUCAGAGCAGCGGUGGUCUGAGCCUCCUGGGUGCACAUGUGAUGGUUGUGAUGUUGACAAGAUGUUCACUUUAGCUAUGGACUGUCCCUUUGGAACCUGACAUAAAAUAAAACUACGGUGGCCGCCGAUUGUGCUUCAGUGCUUUCAGAGCGGCUAUAAUAACAUAUUGAAAUCCACUACCUAUAGAUAUGAAACAUAACUGAGGUUUUAGUUUCGUCUUGUGUAACAGGCAUAUUAAUUCAGGGUUCAAAGGUUGAAUGGUGUGCCAAAUAUUAGUACUGUUUUCAUUUCUCUAUAUCUGAGAUUACUUGACAAGGCUGUAAAUGGAUGUACAUGUGUGAAUAAAGAAAAGUUUUGUUAUUCCAAUA
Epinephelus lanceolatus (giant grouper) is the source of this 2320-nucleotide messenger RNA. It is a transcript of the gene polr3d, whose product is annotated as polymerase (RNA) III (DNA directed) polypeptide D. Gene Ontology annotation, molecular function: DNA binding. Gene Ontology annotation, biological process: tRNA transcription by RNA polymerase III. Gene Ontology annotation, cellular component: RNA polymerase III complex. NCBI's taxonomy places the organism in Eukaryota, Metazoa, Chordata, Actinopteri, Perciformes, Serranidae. The record is from RefSeq and is a predicted model, not a curated record.